Molecule: messenger RNA, 1733 nt
Organism: Molossus molossus (Pallas's mastiff bat)
Lineage: Eukaryota; Metazoa; Chordata; Mammalia; Chiroptera; Molossidae
Gene: SPATC1
Product: spermatogenesis and centriole associated 1
Exons: 6
Coding region: 1-1731 (576 amino acids)
Source: RefSeq, a predicted model, not a curated record
AUGUCUCUACUCACCAAUUAUGAGGGGCUUCGGCAUCAAAUCGAGAGGUUGGUACGGGAAAAUGAGGAACUGAAGAAGCUGGUGCGGCUCAUUCGGGAGAAUCACGAGCUCAAGUCGGCAAUCAAGACACAAGCAGGUGCCCUGAACAUCAGCGGGUUCACCAGCGGGCUUGGUGAGGCGGCAACCGGCCCUUCUCAACAACAGGGUGUCUUCCUGACUCCGUCCCAGGCUGCAACAAAUGAACCUGUCCUGGAAGAAAUGGGGAUGAUGGCUCUGGCACCCCUGGCAGACAUGCUAAACAACCCACAGCCCAGCCCUGCUGCAGGCCCCAUCGUGAGCCCCCUGACGGGCCCUCUCAACACACUACUGCCCUCCCCAGGGCCCAUAACGCAGAACAGCGCGCUUGCCAGCCUCCUGACUGGACCCAACUUGAGUGGCCCCAUGGCAAACACAUUGGCCAGCUCCCUGGGCCUUCCUUCUACCGGCCCCCUGACUCCAAGCAGCCCUCUGGCGGGCCCCCUGGCCAUGUCUCAGAGCAACCCCCUGAUGGCUCCUAUGACAGGCACAGUGGCUGUCUCUCUGAACGGUCCCCUGCUCACCUCCACAACUGCCCCUUCAGGUGUUUCUCAAAACCUUCUGGCCAACCCCAUGAGCAAUUCAGCGCAAUCGGAGGCUCCGAGGGUGCGGCUGGCAGAGCCACUCCAAAGAUUCCCCUCUGGACCCCCCUCAGCUGGCUCAGGGCCUGCUGCCACCUCCAAAGUCCCACUCUCUACCGAGCACGCCCUGACAACCCAGGACCCUGAGCCCCUCAGCGUGACGUUCGUGGGCAGGCCCAUCCAGACCUCCACCCCUGUUGGCAACAAGACCUUCUCCUACAGCACCUCAGAUGCCCAGACCCAGCCGGGUGCCCCCCAGGGACAAGUGGCUCCUGCCCCUGUCCCCACCACCCCAAUGGCCUCUUCCACUGUCGAAGUCCUCCCCUCUGCCCCUGCUCACCAAGCUGCCACCAAUUACAGCCCCUCGAGCACCACCCACAUUGCCCAGUCCACCACCCGAGCACACCACUCCCCUACCAGGCCCUCACCCACCUCCCACUCCCCUCCACGAAACCCCCACUCCCCACCCCGAACCUCGUCCUCCCCUGCUUCUGUCAAUGACACUCGGGGCCCACGCAUCUCUGAAACUUGUCGGAAAAGCAUUCUGGACUUGGAGCGGAAGCUGGCCCACCGCAAGACCAGCAAGUUCCCUGAAAGCCCCCGAGAACCAAAGCAGCUGGCCUUGGAGAGGUUGGUGGGGGAGAUCGCCUUCCAGCUGGACCGUAGGAUCCUGUCCAGCAUUUUCCCUGAGCGGGUGCGCCUCUAUGGCUUCACUGUCUCCAACAUUCCUGAGAAGAUCAUUCAGGCCUCCCUGAAUCCUGGCAGCCACAAGCUAGACGAGGAGCUGUGCCAAACGCUCACACAGCGCUAUGUGAGCAUCAUGAACCGCCUGCAGAGUCUGGGCUACAACGGGCGUGUGCACCCUGCGCUGACUGAGCAGCUGGUGAAUGCCUAUGGCAUCCUGCGGGAGAGGCCUGAGCUGGCUGUGUCUGAGGGCGGCUCCUACACUGUGGACUUCCUGCAGCGAGUUCUGGUGGAGACCGUGCACCCCAGCAUGCUCACCGAUGCGCUGCUGCUACUCUCCUGCCUCAGCCAGUUGGCGCAUGACGAUGGCAAACCCAUGUUCAUCUGGUGACU